Molecule: messenger RNA, 1621 nt
Organism: Tinamus guttatus (white-throated tinamou)
Lineage: Eukaryota; Metazoa; Chordata; Aves; Tinamiformes; Tinamidae
Source: RefSeq, a predicted model, not a curated record
AUGCCUUUGGGAAAUCCAGAAAUGGUUGAAUCAAUGAAGAAAGUAGCUGGAAUGGAUGUGGAGUUGACAGUGGAAGAGAGAAAUCUGCUUUCUGUUGCAUAUAAAAACGUGAUUGGAGCCAGAAGAGCUUCCUGGAGAAUAAUCAGCAGCAUUGAACAGAAAGAAGAAAACAAAGGUGGAGAAGAUAAAUUAAAAAUGAUCCGGGAGUAUCGGCAAAUGGUUGAGACCGAGCUGAAGUUAAUUUGUUGUGACAUUCUGGAUGUACUGGACAAACACCUCAUUCCAGCCGCGAACACUGGCGAGUCCAAGGUUUUCUAUUACAAAAUGAAGGGGGACUACCAUAGGUAUCUGGCUGAAUUUGCCACAGGAAAUGACAGGAAGGAGGCUGCAGAGAAUAGCUUGGUGGCUUACAAAGCUGCUAGUGAUAUUGCAAUGACAGAACUCCCACCAACACAUCCUAUCCGCUUAGGACUUGCUCUCAACUUCUCUGUAUUCUACUACGAAAUUCUUAAUUCUCCUGAUCGUGCCUGCAGGUUGGCAAAAGCAGCUUUCGAUGAUGCUAUUGCAGAACUGGAUACACUGAGUGAAGAAAGCUAUAAGGACUCUACACUUAUCAUGCAGUUGUUACGUGAUAAUCUGACACUAUGGACUUCAGACAUGCAGGGUGAUGAUUCCUAAAGGAAAGUCCAACUGUUCAUUUCCUAAAAACUCUACUUUGUGAAGAACAGAAUAAAGAAGCGCUGCAGGAUGUGGAAGAUGAAAACCAGUGAGACACAAAGGCCAACAAGAGAACCCAUCUCUGACCACCCUCCCCCUUCCCCACAAAAUCCCUCAGUGUCACUCUGAGAACCACCAAAUCUGACUUUUACAUUGGGUCUCAGAAUUUAGGUUCCUGCCCUGUUGGGUUUCUUUAUUUUAUUUUUUUUUUUACACAGUUUAAAAGUUCUUAAAGGCAAGAGUGAAUUUCUGUGGAUUUUACUGGUGCCAGCUUUUAGGUUAAGACACUAACAGGACUUUGUAAAGGCUCUUUCAGCAUUACUGUAUGGUCCUCUGCCAGAUGUGGGGAGGGCGCCCUUAGCAGUGAACGUUACAUCUGGAGGCCGGUAGACUUGUAGGGGAGAUCUGUAUUCGCAUGGUAGCGCGCAUGUGGUGGCAUUUUUCUUUUUUAUAACUGUUUAAACUGAAUUUUAUACCAAUGUUUAAACUUAAUUGGGUGUUUAGCUUGAAGUUACAGGUUGCAUUGGGACACAUUGUAGUGGUUUUACUGUAAAGUUUCCAAACUGCUCAAAUGUUGCUGAAAAACAUGGUGCUGGUAACAGUUCAACAAUCCGUGGCUGCUCAUUCUUGCCUACUCUUUACUUUUCCUCAAAGCAGGUUAGCAUUGAAGGUGGCAUUGAUAAGCCUGCAUGCGUGUUCAAUAUUUUUUCUUUCUCCCUCCCCUUUCCCCAUCUCCCUUCGCUCGCUCAACCUCUUUUGUUCAGUAUGUGUAACUUGAAGCUAAUUUGUACUACUGGAUAUCUGACUGGAGCCACAGAUACAGAAUCUGUAUUGUUCUUACUGAAACACAGCAUGGAAUUAACAUUAAACUUAAAUAAAACAAACCUAAAUUAAAAAUGCCAAA